AUGGUAUAUUUAUGGACCUUCAUAAAUGACCAUCAACUUCUUCGACGAUGGCUUGGUGCAUUUUCUCAAUUAGUAAUCGUUAUUUUCUUAUGUAUUAGCCAACAACCGUUAUCUGGUAUUGAUCUUGUUGCUAUGAUUAUUAAUAUCAUACAUCUAUGCUUCGAAUUUUUCGUCGCUUACCGUUUAACUGUAACAAUUGAUAUAGAGAACUUUGUAGAAGAAACUCAACUAAAUCCACGGCCUACACUACAACUACAACCAUCAUCAAAUCCUCGAUCACACUCACCAUCAUUAUGCCAUUCUAUCCCUGAAUAA
This is a messenger RNA of Rotaria socialis, 315 nucleotides long. Lineage: Eukaryota; Metazoa; Rotifera; Eurotatoria; Philodinida; Philodinidae. The record is from the annotation of a GenBank genome assembly.